Molecule: messenger RNA, 1380 nt
Organism: Arxiozyma heterogenica
Lineage: Eukaryota; Fungi; Ascomycota; Saccharomycetes; Saccharomycetales; Saccharomycetaceae
Gene: MIH1
Product: putative tyrosine protein phosphatase MIH1
Exons: 1
Coding region: 1-1380 (459 amino acids)
Biological process (GO): G2/M transition of mitotic cell cycle; positive regulation of G2/M transition of mitotic cell cycle; positive regulation of G2/MI transition of meiotic cell cycle
Cellular component (GO): cytoplasm; nucleus
Molecular function (GO): protein tyrosine phosphatase activity
Source: RefSeq, a predicted model, not a curated record
AUGGGAAUGUUAACAGAUAAUCCAUUUAAUAGAUCAUUAUCUGAAAAUAUAUCUGAACUAUCCAGCUGCCAUACUGAUGAAAAUAUAACUGAUGUGGAUAUUUUUGCCGAGUCAAACACCAGCAAUCAAACUACAUACAACGCAAAUGAUAAAAAGAAAUUACAAUUACCAUUAUUUUCACCUGUUACUAUAGAUCUGCCCACGUUUUCUGGACUAAGACGAAGUAAAUCAUGCCGACAACCGGUUUAUCCAGCUAAAAAUCAUUAUAGAAAAAGUACUAACGACUCUAUUGUAUCCCUACCCUCAAGAUCAAAUAAAUUAUACUCUCCCAUCAAGACUUUUGAUAAAACUAUCAAUAUCAAUAAAAACACAUCAAAAUACAAUCAUGUUUUGGAACCCCUUGAACACAGAAAUUGUUUUAAUAGUGUAUUAUCUAAGACAUCAAUAACGUUUUAUAGGGAAUCGCAUGAUUUAUUUCCUAGAAUAACGGUGGAAACAUUAAAAGAGAUUAUGUGUAAUAACAUACAUGAACAAUUAUAUGAUUCUUAUAAAAUAAUAGAUAGUAGGUUUGAUUAUGAAUUUCAAGGUGGUCAUAUUAAACAAGCUUUAAAUAUUUCGUCUACUAAUGAAAUUGAAACACAAUUGCUUGGUGCAACAGCCUUACCUAAUACAAAAAAACCCAUUUUAUUAAUCUUUCAUUGUGAAUUCAGUUCCCAUAGAGGACCUGCAUUAGCUUCGCAUCUAAGAAACUGUGAUAGAAUCAUUAACCAGGAUAAUUAUCCUAAAUUGUAUUAUCCAGAUAUCUUAUUAUUGGAUGGUGGGUAUAAAGAAUUCUAUGACAAAUUACCAGAAUUCUGUUUCCCAAGGAAUUAUGUGGCAAUGAAUUCAAGUGAAAAUUUACAUAAAUGUAAAACUGAAUUAGAUAAAUUUAGAUAUAAUUCAAAAAGGAUGAUUAGCAGGAAUAAUUCUAUAAGAACACUUAAUAAUACAAAAUUAACUAAUGAACAUUCAAAAGAAAAUAUUUUAAAAUUUGAUACUCCACCCAAGUUAUCCUUUUUUAGCUCAUCUUCAAUUGAAAUUUCAUCUAGGGAGGAGUACAAGGAAAAAAACGGGCAGAAUAGCAUUGGUGAUAUACCUUCAGUAGACAGUAGUUAUAUUAGUAUUAACAAAAUUUUACUAAUGAAAGAUUUAGAUAAUGACUUUUAUGACAAUACUGAAGCAAAUAACAAUUUUGAAAUGGAUGAAAGUGAUGGUGGCAGUGUCUUAGAUUGUCAUAAUUAUGAAGAAUACUCCUAUAAUGGAAAAACAUUUACUUCAGAAGUCCCAGUAAUGAACAGAUCGAAUAGACUCUGUUUUUACAAUACUCCAACUUUCCAAUAA